Echinococcus granulosus is the source of this 3651-nucleotide messenger RNA. RefSeq lists its product as hypothetical. The transcript has a single exon. NCBI's taxonomy places the organism in Eukaryota, Metazoa, Platyhelminthes, Cestoda, Cyclophyllidea, Taeniidae. Bases 1 to 3651 code for a protein of 1216 amino acids. The record is from RefSeq and is a predicted model, not a curated record.
AUGUCGGCGCCACCGCCUCCGACACAUGAGUUUGGUUGCGAUCCACUUCCUGUUGGUACUCAGGGCAAGAAACUGCAAGUGGCACCAGAACCCCUCUCGACUGCGAUUAUGCAAUCUGCUGAAAACCCCACCCAUAUAGCCAUAUCUAAGUUGGAAGACGUGGACACAGAUCUACUUAAAUCUGUCUAUGACCGAACGGCAGUGCAGGUGAAGGAAGUGCAGAAAUUCAGUAAAGAACUUCAAGUUGCGCCACAGUCGCUAACAACAGCUGUCUCACAAACACUAUAUGCUGAGCCGAAACCCGCACUUCUUGUCGUAGGUCACUCACAAGCAAUAUGGACAGAGCCAAAGCCAGUGAUUAUCAAAGCACCAACACCGGAACCUGUAGUCAUGUCGGCGCCACCUCCUGCGACACAUGAGUUUGGUUGCAAUCCACUUCCUGUUGGUACACAGGGCAAGAAACUUCAAGUUACUCCGGAGUCUUUGGUGUUCGCGUCAGUCCAAACGUUAUUUACUGAACGUACGCGCUCUGUAUAUCGUACCGCUUUUGUGCAGUCUAAAGAUGUUGGGAAAAUUGGCAAAAUGCUGCAAGUUGCUCCAGAACCUUUAGCCAAAGUAUUCACGCAGUCUGUCUACGAAGAUCCUGAAAAGCCCGUCUACAAUAUCGCCAAUACACAGUCCGGGGCUUUCAAAACUCUUGCUAAGAAGCUGCAAGUGCAACCCCAGCCACUGGCCACCGCAUCGUUACAAGCUUUUUGGGCCGAACCGGAACCAGUCCUCAUUAAAUCUAUAACCCCUGAGCCUACCGUAAUGUCCGCACCUCCUGUGGAAGGAAGAGAUUUCAGCUCUUCUCCUAUUCCACAACCAUCGGCUAAUGCUUCCAUUCAAGUUUCGCCAACUGCAACAUUUGCUCACAGAGCUGUUGAUCCUCUUCCAUCUGCUGAAUGCUUCACCAAGAUGCUCCAAGUUACUCCUGAGCUACUAGGUGUAGCCAGCCUGCAAGCGAUCCGCUCAGAGUCUCCUAAACCCAGGGUUUGUCCAUUGUCGGUGGCUCACUCACAAACAAUCCGGGAAAGUGGGCCUUCCGACCGUGGGGAACCGCUCGCAAUAACAACGGCUCAAUCUGUGGGUGUUAAAAGUUUCGGCAAAAAACUGCAAGUUCAACCAAUAGGACUUUCUAGAGUAUCAACACAAACGUUUUGGGAAGAAUCAGCCGUUAUCAAGGCUCCAACUCUCGAAUCCAUUGUGAUGGCCGCACCAUCCUCAUCCGCACAUUUGGUUUCAACACUCGUUCAAGCAGAAAUCCAACCCAUCAUGCCGAUGGUCGAAAAGGUGAACAAAAAGUUGAUGUUUCGACCGCAACUUAUGGAGACGACACAGGUGCAGGCGACUCUAUCCAAGUCAGAGUUAACCUCAAUGGAAAUUCAGAGUGAUUUGCCACUUCCUUAUCAACCUACCAAACCUUCUCUUCAAUUCAGAGGAAUACAAGCGCAUGGUGAUUCACUUAAGAUCUCCACAAGCCAAACAGAAAUUGUUGAACAACCGCUUGUUAUCCAGCCACCAUCGUCUCCAGUACCACUUUACGCAGCGCCUGCAAUAAAAGAGACCUUUGAUUUCGGCACGCAGUACGAGCCCAGUAUGCGAAGUGUGCGGAUACAGAAAGGUGCUGGUGCAUUUGAGAAUGCGAUCCAUAUUGGUGUUCAGAACUCGCCUUCAGAGCCGAGAAGAACACCUCCGAGUCCCAGAGUGCACAAAAUUGAUUGGGGAAUUCAGUGCAAACCAACAGUAAUGGCCGGAAUUACACAAACAGCAAUUGUUGAACAGAUUCCACAUCCAGUCACACCACAAACAUACACAGAAAGCACUCAAACAGAGUACGUGGAAUCACUGCCACCUACCACGAAAAUCGAGGUAAUCCACAGGCCUAUCAAGAAACGCAAAGAAAGUGAACCUCUUUUCUCAUUUGUUCGAGAGACAACUGCUCAGGUAUCUAAGGGGUGCAGAGCCAAAUCACAAGGUCUUAUUCCUUACAAGACACAGGUGGCUACGCAAGGGCAAGAAUACUCUCUUAGUGUGCCGUCCAUGCUCCAUCUAAACGUCCUGGAACAAGGCGCGGCCACCAUGAGCGAGCAAUACUCUUACCAACAGCAACGGUCAACCUCCAUGAACAUUCCCAGACGAUAUGCAAGUAGAAUUCGUUCUCCUUCGGCAAGAGGAACAACUUACGCUGGACGAAACCGUUCAAUGGAUACCAUAUUUGAAGACCUCAGGAAUAAACACAUGCAGGACAGUUUGCCUAGACAUAGCGAAGGUGACCUCUAUUCCGAGAACACUUACGUAAGAGAACUUUUAAGAGUACAGCAAAUGCAACUGGAAGAACGCACAGAAGAAAGUCUCCAACAUUGUGUGCAGGCAGUUGGGAUUGAAAGAGUCUACGCCAUGCUGCGUCAUAUCUGGGAAGAGGCGGAAGAGGAGAAAGCCAUUCAUGAGGAGAUGCAUGGUGGGUUCUACACUUCACGUACGUUCCCAGGCAGAAGAUACACUGAUGUCACGACACAGUACUCGAUUCCAUUUUACGACUUCCACUACGGCUACGGUAGAAAGGAUGCAGCAACCCAAGAAGGUAUUUCCCAUGUGCAAUGGAUACCAAUUCCUCCGGGUCACUUUGUCCAAAUUGAGAGUGAUGGGAGCACUGAUAUAGAUGAAACUUAUGACUGGGAUCCUGACCUAUCAUCUUGGCAUCCCAAGCGCAAUCUCUUCAAAUGGUUGGCUAGAACACCUCUUGACUUUGGGACACAAACUGACGUAACGAAAGCUGAAGAAAACCAAUACAUUGACCGUUUGUUGAGGAGUCGAGCAUUGAGCGCCUACACCAGCGAUUUCGAGAUGCAGCAAGCAGGACUUAAAUUAAACUACCCUGAAAGCGGUACGGUGAGCGUGGUCUCCUGGAGACCGCGUUACCUGGAUGGCGAAGAUCAGCUGGAUGUCGACACGAUCGGUCAGUUGCUGAGAGUUUCAUUGGUUGGUGCGAGGGUGCCAGGCACCGGUGAAGUUAUUUCAGCAGCGGAUGCAUUCUACCGAGGCAUCCUUCGAAUAGUCUACGUGGAUGACAGUCGUGGUACUAUCAUGCCACUUCCGACGGCCAUAACAGCAAAUGCGGUGAUUGUGGAAAAGCAGUACCCAAGAGGUGUGGGAAUCGCAUUACACAGCACCUCACGCAAAUAUCCAGUGGAAUGCCAAGUCCUGUGGAACACUUCGACCCUUCGAAGGAGAACUUACCGAGUGAAUUUCAUUCAAAAAUCGACUGAAGAGCGUGUUAAUCUUUCAACCGCUCUAGAGGAAGGGCUCAUUGACCUUACAAGUGGAGAAUUGGUCAAAAUUCCUAUGCCAUCAACGUCUACCCUACCAGAUCCAUUAUUAGAGUCUAGGGAAUCAACUUUGGGUGCCGGUGAGACCACUCCCGUUAUACCACAUCCGGAGAGAUACAGUGUGCAUGAGGCCAUUCUAAAUGAUAUACUCAAUGUGGAUCUAUUAGCGCCAGAAGCGGUCAUUUUCCCGAGCACGGAAGCGAUACAAGAAAGUGUUGCUCGAGAAGGCGAAGCCUUCUUUUCAAGCCCAGGUCCCGAUGAAGAAUCUGAUAUGGAAGUAUAA